AUGACUACCCCCGUUCAGGAAUUCCAAACUCAACGCUUCGCCAAAUGGUGGAAAGAUCUUGGUCUUUGCAAGCUACUAGCAUGGCAGGCGACUAUCCUUAUAUCACAGAUGACCACUGGUUAUGAUGAAAGCGUGGUCGGAAGUUUCCAGUCCAUGAAGCCCUGGGUUAAAGGUCCAUCGCUCAUUUGUGCAAUUUUCGAGACCGAAGCUGACUAUACCACUCUCUCACCAGAUAUGGGAUACCCCGAUUCGUCUAGAGUUGGACUCAUAACAUCUAUUGUCUUCGUUGGGGGCAUGUUUGUCGGAUCAACCCUGACGUUUGUGGGAACUAUAAUCCAGACAGCUGCACAAAAUGUUGGUAUGUUUAUUGGUGGUCGCUUUUUGAUUGGCUUUGGGAUUAGCUUCACAUGUGUUGCUGGCCCCUCGCUGCUCUUCGAACUGGCUUAUCCGGCAAUGCGUGGCACAAUCUCUUCUUUGUUCAAUGUACUUUGGUACGUAGGCUCCAUCAUUGCGGCAUGGACGACGUUCGGCACGGGAUACAUGUCUACCAGCUGGUCAUGGCGUAUACCGUCGCUUAUCCAAGGAGUUCCCGCACUGUUUGUCAUGAUGUCUGUUCUUUGUGGUCUACCCGAAAGUCCGCGAUGGCUUUGUUCAAACCAGCGUGUAGAAGAAGCCCAACAACUGCUUGCAAAAUAUCACAGCAACGGCAACUUGCACUCGGCUCUUGUGAUCCAUGAGAUGGAAGAGAUUCGUAUUUUGUUGGAGGCUGAAGCAACCGCCCAAAAGAGUGGUCAAAGUAGCUGGAGCGUUCUCUACCGGUCACCAGCAAACAGGAAACGAAUUGCCCUGGUGGCUACUAUUGCCCUCUUGACCCUCUGGAAUGGCCAGGGUGUAAUCGCAUACUACUUCAGCCCCAUCUUGACCAGCAUUGGUAUCACCUCUACACCUCAGCAAACCAGCAUCAACGGUGGCUUGCAGGUCUGGAACCUGCUCUUCUCCCUAUCAGGAGCUUUACUGGCGGACCGAAUCGGUAGACGAACUCUCUGGAUGAUUUCAUUCAUCGGGAUGAUCCUCGCCAACGUCCCAUUGACUAUAUCAUCGGCCAUGUAUGCUCAGCAUGGAUACAAGGGAGCCUCAUAUGCCGUUGUGAUAUUUCUGUUCCUCUACGAUGCGGCCUUCAAUUUGGCCAGCAAUCCACUUCUUUAUUGCUAUCCGACGGAGCUUCUGCCGUUUGCAAUUCGGGCCAAGGGGUUGAGUGUUCAAGUGGCCGUCUCACAGGCAGCGCUGACUAUCAAUCAAUAUGUGAACCCUAUUGCACUGGAUAGAAUUGGAUUUUACUACUAUAUUUUCUACCUGGGAAUGCUUAUCCUCGGGACUUGUAUUAUAUUUUUCACGUUUCCAGAAACGAAAGGAAAAACCGAAGUUGAGCUUGCAACUCUUUUCGAGGAUCCCAAAUUGGAUCGUGCAGACCCAAUAACGCUUGAAGGGUUGGAAGCAGCACUCGAUCAUGGCCCAAAACCCUGUGAGAAGAGUGCGGUAAUUACUAAGAAUGAGGCGUCGAACUCACUUCUA
This is a messenger RNA of Penicillium verrucosum, 1572 nucleotides long. RefSeq lists its product as uncharacterized. Gene Ontology annotation, biological process: carbohydrate transport; transmembrane transport. The annotation marks the transcript as partial. NCBI's taxonomy places the organism in Eukaryota, Fungi, Ascomycota, Eurotiomycetes, Eurotiales, Aspergillaceae. Gene Ontology annotation, cellular component: membrane. The transcript has 4 exons. The record is from RefSeq and is a predicted model, not a curated record. Gene Ontology annotation, molecular function: carbohydrate:proton symporter activity.